Molecule: messenger RNA, 1686 nt
Organism: Grosmannia clavigera kw1407
Lineage: Eukaryota; Fungi; Ascomycota; Sordariomycetes; Ophiostomatales; Ophiostomataceae
Product: beta-xylosidase
Exons: 2
Coding region: 1-1686 (561 amino acids)
Biological process (GO): carbohydrate metabolic process
Molecular function (GO): hydrolase activity, hydrolyzing O-glycosyl compounds
Source: RefSeq, a predicted model, not a curated record
AUGCCCCUUGUCCGCAACCCGAUCCUGCCCGGCUUUCAUGCGGACCCGUCGGUGGUCCGGGUCGGGGCCGACUACUACAUCGCGACAUCGACGUUUGAGUGGUUCCCGGGCGUGCAGAUCCACCACUCGACGGACCUGGCCAACUGGACGCUGGUGGCACGACCUCUGCAGCGGGCAUCGCAGCUGGACCUGCGCGGUCGUCCCGACAGCGGCGGCGUGUGGGCGCCGGACCUCUCGCACGACGGCACGUCUUUCUGGCUCGUCUUCUCGGACAUGCGGCGCCGUGCCGGCAGCUUCAAAGACGUGCACAACUACGUGGUGCGGGCACCGACGAUCGCAGGCCCCUGGACCGACCCAGUGCAUGUGGGCUCGUCUGGCUUCGACCCGUCCGUCUUCCACGACCCCGUCGACGGUCGGACCUGGCUGGCCAACAUGCUGUGGGACCACCGACGCCGACACCACGGCACAGCCUUUGGCGGCAUCGCGCUGCAGCAGCUGGAGCUGGACCCCGACGGCAACCACUGCCGGCUCGUGGGACCCCGGCGGACCAUCUUCCGUGGCUCGCCCCUGCGUCUGACCGAGGCGCCGCAUCUCUACCGCCGCGGCGAGUUCUACUAUCUGCUCACGGCCGAGGGCGGCACCGGCUACCACCAUGCCGUCACCGUGGCACGAGCCCGCGACCUCGCCGGCCCUUAUGAGCUGCACCCGCUGCGUCACCUGCUCACGAGCAAGGACCAUCCGCGCGCAGCACUGCAGCGAGCUGGUCACGGCGACCUCGUCGACACGCCCGACGGUAGCCGCUCCUUUCUCGUCCACCUGGCCGCCCGGCCGACGACACAGGAGCGUCGCUGCGUGCUCGGUCGCGAGACCGCCAUCCAGUCCGUCCGAUGGGCCGACGACGGCUGGCCCUACGUUGACAGUGGCCCCGUGCCGUCGCUGCUGGUCGACCUGCCCGGCCACCGCGAUGAUAACCCGGCCACGUCGCCGUACUGGGCCGAGCGACGCUACACGUUUGGCGACGAGACCGAAGCGACGACCAAUGGCCCCGCGGCCCGGCUGCUGCACCCCGACUUCCAGUGGCUGCGCACGCCCGAGCCUGAGCGCAUCUUUGCCGUCCAACAGGACCGGCUCACCCUCUUCGGCCGCGAGUCCGUUGGCUCCUGGUUCGAACAGGCCCUCGUGGCGUGCCGCCAGGAACACUUCUCGUUUGAUGCCGAGACGGCCGUCGAGGUCGCACCCACGGAUGAGCGCCAGUUCGCUGGCCUGAUCGUCUACUACAACUCGUACAGCUUUUUUUACUUGGCCGUCACGGCCGACGGCGACGACACCUCAGACGGCCAGCGCGAGCUGCAGAUCCUCACGUCCGAGGCCUCGUGGCCCACAGGCGAUCUGCGUCUUCCCCUGGCCGCUCCCGUGCUGCUGCCACCAGAGUCCCCCGCAAGGUCCGACUUGCCGUCACUGUGCGCGGCCGCGUCCUGCAGUUUUGAGGUCGGUCCCGUCUAUGAUGCCUCCCUGCUGUCGGACGAAUGCGGCGGCGCCAACGAGCACGGCAGCUUCACCGGCGCGUUUGUCGGCAUGGCCGCAUCGGACAUCAACGGCACCGCCAUGCCGGCGCACUUUGACUACUUUGUCUACCGGCCGGCGCACGACCGGACCGAUCGGUACGAUGAUGAUCAGGCCCAGUAG